CGACUUUUUGCUGGCACGGCAGACGUCCUUCGCUGGAGGCGCGUUCUUGGUCGAUAUAGGCUGCAAACGCGCAGAAAAUAGCGUUGAAAUGCGCUGACUUAUGUCACUUUCGCGACUCAACCUCCUUCGACCUCAAGUCCUUCCUCACAUUCGUGUCAUACAGCUCAUCCAACGCCGCCAACAGAUACAUAUCAAGCUAUAUGGAGUGCGAACCUAUUCGAAAGGUAUCUCCAAGUAUGGGCAAGUCGUCGCAAAACGCGACCGACAAAGCGAGGUUUACGCACCUCCCGUCUCCGGGUCUUCUCUGCCCACGGCUACCUUAUUGGAGCGGAUCAACAACUCAUAUUCGUCAAACAACUGGGAGGAUACAACGACUGAGGGUACAGCGGAGAAUGUCCCUCGGAACACGGAGGGAUCGGCAGGGGCGGACACGGAAUCGCUGGACGCGUACUUCGCCCUCCGACACAGAGAUCGUGGCACCAUCCUCCAACUUCCACCAUCCGUAUUCACCCGCCUGUCCCAGAGCGCAUUCAGCCUCGAAUCCGUGGCCGCGUUGGCGGACGUCGCCCAGGACGCCGUGGAGGCCUUCGCGCGCGACGAAGACGAACGCGCCCGUCAGCUGCGGCAUCUCAUAAACCUCGCCGCCCGCCUCCCGGACUUCCCCCGCCUUCGGAUCCUCUCCAUGCUGCGCACGCUGCAGCUCUGCACCAACGUGCCCAUGACCCUGUCGCAAACGACGCUCGCCGCGCUCCUCGACGGCAUCUUCCGGGCCCCCUCCCCAGAAACGCGCGUCGACCGCGCCGUGCUCCGGCUCAUCCAACCGCUUUUCGUCGCGUACAUCCGCGACGACGAGCUCUCCGCCCGCUCCUUCAUACAGCGCUCGGCCCGCACCGCGCACGCCGACUUCGUCUGGGCCGCCUUCGCCGCCGUCGUCCGGCUCGCGCACUGCAGCCUCCCCCAGGAAUCGUUCGCGCUCUUCGAGGCGCUCACCGAGGCGGGCUACGUCCCGCCCGAGGCGACGCGCGACCCGCUCGUGCAAUCCGGCACGUCCUUCGAGGCCAUCGUCCUCGCCGGCCUCGUCCGCGCCGCGCUGCACUGGGGCUGGCUCGGGCGCGCGAUCGCGCUCCUGGACGACCGCGCGGACCAUGUGUCGGCGAUCGAGCCCGCGCUGCACGACUUUAUCGUCGACGUCAUGUACUCGCUCCUCCGCGGCGGAAAACCGAACCACGUCCGCGCGGCGGCGACGGUGCUCGCCAAGAUCGUCCGGCGCGGGUACGCCACGCGGCGGUUUCCGCCCGACCGCCUCUUCCGGCUGUUCUACGACCGCGCGCUGCACUACAGGCUGUCGAGCGUCGCCGCGUUCGUGUUUUCCGCGACGGUGCCGGGCGACCGCGAGCACCGGUUCCCGGUCCCGGCGGGCCCGAGCUUUUUGUGGCUGUUCAAGCACCUGGCGGUGGAGGAGAAGAACGUGCAUUUGGCGAGGGUGCUCGUGGAGCGGCUCGCGGAGCAGCAGGAGGAGACGCCGAUCUCGAUGUACAGCCGCGGCAAGAUCGUGGCGAUCGCGGCGGAGAACGGGUACGGGCGGUCGGCGCGCACGGUGUGGGAGCGGUGGAUGAAGGAGAGGGAUUGGAGGCAGGUGGCGGGGUACGCGCCGGCGAUGCUGCGCUUGGUGAGCCUGUAUAUGGCGAAGGUGCGCCGGAUCGAGGAGCGCUUGCCGGAGGGCGUGGUGGAUAUGUUGGACGCGGAGGAAGGCGAGGCGAUCGUCCGUCCGCCUAGCGCCGAGCAGGAGGAGAAGCGUCUCGCCGCCCUUGCCCGCAGGCAACACCAAAGCGUCGUCGCCGAAAGUCUCGACACGGACGUUAUAGGAUACGAGGCGGAGGACGACUCGCAGAAGAAGAAGGAAUCGGCGUCGUCGCCGCCUGCGGAGAUGCCGGACGACGACGAUCUCCUUGGCUACGGCGAGGAGGUGCGCGACCAGGUCGCUCUCAUGAAGGACUACCUCGACUUUGCGCAACGGGUCGCCGCGGAGUUCCGCAAGGUGCAGGAACCGAUCCGGGACGCGCCGCACGCGGCGCUGAACGCGCUCGCCCGGGCGUACUUCCUCAUCGGGGACUUUCCGAGCGGCUUCGAGCUGUUCCGGGUCGUCUUACGGCGGCGGGAGGUGCCGGACAUGCGCGACCUCAACGUGGCGCUGUCGGCGAUGGCGGAGGGCAGCCCGCGGUCGGCGGCGGCGUGGAUCAAGCGGAUGAUCAGGAGGGGCGUCGAGCCGGACGAGGUGACGUUCGGGACGGUGAUUCACCAGGCGUUCACGCACGACGACCGGGCGCUGGUGGAGUGGCUGCUCAGGACGGCGCGGACGCUCGGGCACGGCAAGCUGACGAACAAGUCGAUGUCGGCGUACAUACGGGGCCUGCUCUCGGAUCGCCGGAACGGGCAGGAGGGGCUGCGGCAGGCGCUGGAGAGCGCGAUGACGCUGAUCGAAUCGGCGGUGGGGGGGCCGUACGUGGCGACGGCGAACAUGGGGGAGCUGUGCGUGGCGACGGCGCUGGAGGCGGACAUGCCGGCGAUGGCGUUCAGGUUCUGGAAGAUGCUGAUCGCGGGGCGGACGGAGGAGGGGGACGCGGAGCAGGUGGGGCAGCGGCGGGCGAUUGCGACGCGGCUUCGGGCGCACGUGUCGGCGGGACGGAUGGGUGCGGGUGCGGCGGAGGGGAUGCUGCUGGAGCUGGAGGGGCUGGGCGUUCGUGUGUAGUGGCUGGUGUAUUUUCGCGGGCAAUAGAAGCGCGGACGUGAUUGGUGCGAUGGGGGCGAUGGGCGGCGUGAGAGUGCGGGGAAUCAGCCCCGGACCAGGUGGGAUCCCGGCCCGGGAGAAACUCGGGGGAGCGCACGUCUGUCUGGGGCGCGUGACCUGGGGUCGGACGCGCGCGCAGGCCCUGACGGGCGUCGGCCGGAUUGGGCCUUCGAUGCUGCAUCGGGCGAGAAGCGACGAGUCUAUGUCGAUAGCCUCCGCGAGACGGGCAAGCAACAGACAACAAGCACACUUCAAAAUCACCACCACCUCCUUCUCCGCCAAGCCCCCCACACCCC
Molecule: messenger RNA, 3084 nt
Organism: Punctularia strigosozonata HHB-11173 SS5
Lineage: Eukaryota; Fungi; Basidiomycota; Agaricomycetes; Corticiales; Punctulariaceae
Exons: 2
Coding region: 101-2749 (882 amino acids)
Molecular function (GO): protein binding
Source: RefSeq, a predicted model, not a curated record